CUUCUGAUCCAGGUUAUGAUGACAAUAUUGCACUUUAAUUAUUUAGAAACUCCCUUUUUUUAUUUUUUUUUAUUUUGCAAUUCUUUGUGGUUUUUCCAGCCUGGGAAUGACUUGUUAAGCAGGCUGGAAGUGUGGGAGAUGCUUUUCUAGUCAACACCAGAUGGCAACAAUGCGCUAUGGUUUUCCCUGCUACAGUGUUUCCUAUUGUCCUGAUUUGAAGUUUAAUAUACUUUCAAAACCUCACAAUAAAUGCUUGAUUAAGCGUUUCCAUGCCGAAUGUCAGCAGGCUGUUAUCCACAUCUUCUGUUGAAACGCUAUGAAUUUUCACACAGGGACUCCUAUAUAUUUAUUCAGUGAUAUUAUGAACACUUUGGAAAUAUCAAAAUCAGCCUAUAAAGAGGGUAUUUGGAUUAAGAGAUCAAAUCAGAGUGCCAGGAAGAGAGCAUUGGGAAAACAUGCAGACUUUUUUUCCCCCCGUUUUUUUGGUCGGAUUGAAAAUUGCUAUGUUAAUUGGAAUUGCACAAAAUUGGGCCAAGAGACCUUGGAGCCAGAGAAUGUGCAAUAGACACUGCAAGUUGGACAGCAUAUAACCAUUUACUCGUGCACUCCCCUGCUUUUUCCACCCUGAGAAAUAUAUCUUGAAGUGAAACUUAUUGAUGCACUGAAUGUUUAUAGUUAUACUAUAGUAAUUAUAGAAUUACUAAUUAAUAUCUACAUUGUUUAAUUGUAUCAUUUGCUUAGGCAUAUUAAAUCAUGGCCCACCUCACUGCUAUCUACCAGCUGGUUGAUUCUGGGUCAUCCAACUAAUCCAUUAUUUUAAACAAAGCACUGCAAAUAUAAGUGGCCUUAUAAUGCACCAACUAAGAACAUUCUGGUAAAGAGCAGUCAACAAAGAUGACUGCUCUCUAUGAGUUAGAGCUAGCUAUGACGCUGCUGUGAAUGACCCAUCUGAAUGGAAUCCAGCUGGUGGGGUUUGUUUAAAAAUAAAGAACUGGCUUAUCUUAAGCUACAGGUGUUUACCAAAGUCAACAGUACAUUAGCAUGAUAUGCAGCCUGCGUUCGCUGUCUUUGAUUAUGCCAUCACUUCUUUUACUCAAGUUUGUUUGUUAGUUUCAAUAGUAGUACAUUGAUGGGCUCUGGAUCCACCUCAACCAUGACCAGCUACAGAAUAUGAAUGAAUAAUGUACCAAAAUGAUGAAAGUUCACUGAUGGACACGGUCAUCUUCAUACCCAGGAUGUACACAUAGCAUUUGGAGGCAUGUUGGCUGCAAUGAGAUAGUAGAAGUGGUCUGCAUGAGAGAGCUGUGACAUUUGUCCCUCCAUAUUCCCUGUUUUGCUAUUUGAACAUGACCACGCAAGCUCUUUUGCCGCUCUCGGGGCGCAGGAUACCCACUCUGUCCCCAGGUGCUUCGUCAUUUCCCCACCACAGAGCAACCUUGAGGCUCUCGGAGAAGUUUAUCCUCCUCCUCAUCCUCAGUGCCUUCAUUACGCUGUGCUUUGGGGCGUUCUUCUUUCUUCCAGACAGUUCCAAGCACAAGCGCUUUGACUUGGGGUUAGAGGAUGUUUUGAUACCACACAUCGAGCCUGGGAAGGAAGGACGGCACAGCAGCGGUCAGGUCAUACACGGACAAGGAGUGCAUGAUGAGCAUAGACACAGGGAAGAGGAGGAGAGUCUCCGCAGUAAAAUCCGGGCAGAUCACGAACGUGCGCUGCAGGAGGCCAAGGAGAAACUUCGCAAGUCCAAAGAUGAACUGAAGGCAGAGAUCCAGACAGAAAAGACUAAGGUGGUAAAGGACCUAAAAAAGAAGGACGGCCCAAAGCCUCUGCCCCCAGUGCCCAUGCCCAAACUGGUGGGCAUUAAUGAUGGAGACCCUGGAGACCCUGACGUUAAAGAGAAACGGGACAAGAUCAGAGAGAUGAUGAAGCACGCGUGGGACAGCUACAGGCAGUACGGCUGGGGACACAAUGAGCUCAAACCCAUUGCUAAGAAAGGACAUUCCACAAAUAUAUUUGGUAAUUCCCAGCUGGGGGCCUCGAUUGUAGAUGCCCUGGACACACUCUACAUAAUGGGCCUCCACGAUGAGUUUAAAGAUGGUCAGGAGUGGAUUGAAAAGAACCUGGACUUCAGUGUGAAUGCAGAAGUGUCUGUCUUUGAAGUCAAUAUCCGCUUCAUUGGAGGUCUGCUUGCUGCAUACUACCUUUCUGGACAGGAGGUUUUUAAGGUGAAGGCUGUUCAGCUGGCUGAGAAGCUGCUUCCUGCCUUUAACACUCCCACAGGUAUCCCCUGGGCCAUGGUCAACCUCAAGAGCGGUGUGGGUCGUAACUGGGGCUGGGCAUCGGCCGGGAGUAGCAUCUUGGCUGAGUUUGGAACGCUGCACAUGGAGUUUGUGCAUCUUACAUAUCUGACUGGGAAUCCUGCUUAUUAUCAAAAGGUGAUGCACAUCAGGAAGCUGCUGGCUAAAAUGGACAGACCUAAUGGCCUCUACCCGAAUUACCUGAACCCUCGAACAGGCCGCUGGGGCCAGCAUCACACAUCAGUGGGAGGCCUUGGAGACAGCUUCUAUGAGUAUCUGUUGAAGGCUUGGCUCAUGUCUGAUAAAACUGACGCAGAGGCUCGAAAAACAUAUGAUGACGCUAUUGAGGCUAUUGAGCGUCACCUCAUUCGGAAGUCCAGCGGGGGCCUCACUUUCAUUGGCGAGUGGAAGAACGGCCACCUGGAGCGCAAGAUGGGUCACCUGACCUGCUUUGCUGGGGGCAUGUUUGCACUAGGGGCUGAUGGGUCACCUGGGGACAAGGCUGGUCACUACCUGCAGCUGGGAGCUGAGAUUGCCCAUACAUGUCAUGAGAGCUACGAUCGCACAGUUCUCAAGCUCGGUCCAGAGGCUUUCAAGUUUGACAGUGGGCUGGAGGCAGUUGCUGUGAGGCAGAAUGAGAAGUAUUACAUCCUGAGGCCAGAAGUGAUUGAGACUUACUGGUACAUGUGGAGAUUCACGCACGACCCCAAAUACAGGCAAUGGGGCUGGGAGGCAGCGCAGGCAAUAGAUAAAUAUUGCAGAGUCAGCGGGGGAUUCUCUGGGGUUAAAGAUGUCUACUCCUCCAACCCUACCUAUGAUGACGUCCAGCAGAGCUUCUUCUUGGCAGAGACCCUCAAGUAUCUGUAUCUGCUGUUCUCCAGUGAUGAUCUGCUGCCUUUGGAGAACUGGGUUUUCAACACGGAAGCUCAUCCACUACCGGUGCUGCAUCUGGGCAACGUCACCCUGCCUGGCAGCCUGGCAUAGCGAUAGAGGAACCUCAGCGAGAGUGUGCGUUCGCCUCCUCUUUUUCUGAAAGACUGCAGGGUACCUGCAUACGUUGAGGGUCUCUUCCGCUCAACCACUGUGCCGUCUGGACUCUGGGUUUUUACUGCCAAGCAGAGGGGACCAGGACACACUUUCAGACUCUGUCUACUCAUCUAUAUGUCUCUUGUAUUUUUUUUUUUUUUCACUGUCUCUGAUAAGCUGCCAAUCAGGCACAGAGAGCUUAUGUGACUCAUCUGUUGGCUGCAUGGCUCUGACAUUGGUGGAAUCUGUUAGAACUCCACAGCUAAGCAAACAAAUCAGCGGCAGUCAUGCGUUGCAGUUAACGACCAAACAUGGGAAAUAUAUAUUUUCUCUGUGAAGAAAGAGGAUUUUACAUGGCUUAUUGUUUUUUUAAUGCCUUUCAUUGCUUAGUCAGUACAGCAGGACAAACUCUCUUCCUUGCCUCCAUCAUGCUGGACUCUGACCCAGACCUGUAGGAGGCAGCAGCUGGAUGAUGUGACCUCUGAAAUUUCUCCCACUCUCGGUCUUCGAGAGAAUACAGGCCAGAGGCAUCCUGGGAUCUAUGUGGCUUCUCUUGUACUGAUUACAGUAUGCGCGUGAGUGUGUGCACAUUCUUGUGUUAGUCUGCUAUCAGCUGCCAGCACACUUCAGUCAAAUUCUGCUCCAGAUAUUAAGUCAAGUAUAUUUUUGGUUUGCCAUGAUUAGUGGGUGAAAUGACUGAAGUUUUGUGUUUAUUUGCAGCAUUAAAUAGAUUAGAUGUUGCUUCCAGGAUUAUCAUUGCACAUAAGACCUUUUCCAAAAAAAAUUAAAAAAAGAAUUGAAAAACAUUCACUCAGUUGAUAUUGCAGUGAGCAUGUGAGUAUACACGGUUUCCUUUCAACCAGUGAGACAGUCUCAAAUAAAGGGUUGUGGGUUCUGGUUCUUAUCCACACUGCUCUGUACUCAAAUUGACUGAAUUAGUAUUGGAUUUAUGGCCUCACCUAUUCAUUUUCAAGUAUCUCCAAAGUAACUUUGUUCAAGAGAAAGACCACAGCUCAAAGACCACAAUACAGUUUGGGGUUUUUUAGUUUGUUUAUUUUUUCCCAACAGGUACAUUUCACCACUAAACAUAGCAAACACGUCAGUCAUGGCAGAGAGAACCAUUUAUUUUUAUUAAUCUCCUAUAAAAUAAUUAAGUCCUGUCUUAGUUUUUUUUAUACAUACAGGGAUUUUGUUAACAUGUUCAUGAUAAAGCCAUUUGUUUGUAUUGGGUUUGCACCCUUUUUGAACUAAAGAGAGUUUUAUGGCUGUUGGAUCAAUUUAUUUUCAUUCCAGUCAGUAGAUCAUGAAUCUUUUUAACAUUUGGAUAUGCUUCUCCCCCCCACUGCAUGCUGCGCUGCCUGCCAUUGAACUGAUGAGAGUGAUAUUAAGAGAGUUUUAGUCUGAAGAAACAGGAAGGGGGCCACCACUGCUGUAGUUCACAUUAGACCAACUUCCAACUUUACAUUCUUCAAAAUGUCUUUUUGCAAGGAGGUUACUCUCAAAUUUGUCCACUGAACAACAGUAUGCAGUGUUUGUAAUGCACAUUACAACUGGUACUGGCUGGUGAGAACUAUUUCUCACACUCUUCUUCCCCCCACUUCUUCCCUCGACCACGAUUCCAUCCAGUGCAGUUGUCAUUGCUUUACCCCUCCUCCAGGUGCCAGUAGCAGCAGCGUGCAGAUGCACUAUUUACUUACAGCUCUUUUUCCCACUUGCUUACAGUCUCUUCCUCUUUAAUAUCAAAGUACUGUCACCUGUUUUUGUUGUGGAAGAAGCCCAGGCCAACAUGACCACUAGGUGGAUUUUGAGAGCUGUGUUCUGUAUUCUGUAUUUUUACUGAACUGAAAGUACUGUAAAUAUCUUUAAAAUGUGACAGAUUCAAUAAAGAUGUUACAUAAAGUGGA
Messenger RNA from Silurus meridionalis, 5224 nucleotides. RefSeq names its product mannosidase, alpha, class 1A, member 2 (gene man1a2). Gene Ontology annotation, molecular function: mannosyl-oligosaccharide 1,2-alpha-mannosidase activity; calcium ion binding. Bases 1347 to 3278 code for a protein of 643 amino acids. Gene Ontology annotation, cellular component: endoplasmic reticulum; extracellular exosome; Golgi membrane. NCBI's taxonomy places the organism in Eukaryota, Metazoa, Chordata, Actinopteri, Siluriformes, Siluridae. Gene Ontology annotation, biological process: carbohydrate metabolic process; N-glycan processing. The transcript is spliced from 14 exons. The record is from RefSeq and is a predicted model, not a curated record.